AUGUAUGCCAACGUUAUCUCUAGAAAUUUACAUUGCGACAAUUUUAAGAGAAUAUCUGUUCAAUCGCUCCUGAACAGAGAGGAGUCAAUGACAAACCUAGUGGGGAAUCCAAUGAAUUUGGAAUCAACUAAUAGGAAUUUACGGCCUACCAUUUUAAAGACCGACCCAUAUAGAAGGAGAGAAAAGGUAGCAAUCACGAAAACAUGCAACCAAUGCAAAGAAACAAAGACCUCUUCUCAAUGGAGGGAGGGCCCAACUGGUGGGUCAUGCCUAUGUAAUGCAUGUGGACUUUUCUAUAGAAAACUAUUCCUGGCCUUUGGGAAACAGUCUGCUAAGCGGUACUUGGAAGAAAUUAAAAACACUGGAGCAAAGAGACGAAUCCCAAGGGCACUUUAUGGGGUACAAAGGAGCUCAUAG
Messenger RNA from Saccharomyces mikatae IFO 1815, 417 nucleotides. RefSeq lists its product as uncharacterized. Gene Ontology annotation, biological process: regulation of DNA-templated transcription. Gene Ontology annotation, molecular function: zinc ion binding; sequence-specific DNA binding. The record is from RefSeq and is a predicted model, not a curated record. NCBI's taxonomy places the organism in Eukaryota, Fungi, Ascomycota, Saccharomycetes, Saccharomycetales, Saccharomycetaceae. Bases 1 to 417 code for a protein of 138 amino acids. The transcript has a single exon.